Messenger RNA from Daldinia decipiens, 834 nucleotides. Its product is annotated as peroxisomal biogenesis factor 11. The record is from RefSeq and is a predicted model, not a curated record. Gene Ontology annotation, biological process: peroxisome fission; regulation of peroxisome size. The transcript is spliced from 2 exons. NCBI's taxonomy places the organism in Eukaryota, Fungi, Ascomycota, Sordariomycetes, Xylariales, Hypoxylaceae. The coding region runs from base 1 to 834 and encodes 277 amino acids. Gene Ontology annotation, cellular component: peroxisomal membrane.
AUGUCACUGACAUUUGAACAAUUUAUAAAAUUCACGACCGACUCAGUCGGUCUAGAGAGGACCUUCCGCCUGUUCCAAUCUAUCGUACAGAUCCUCUCAAACUUCACCCUCCCCUUCAAUGUGCUCCUCCAAGUCUUCAUUCUCACAACAGAGAAAGCCCCCUCUCCUGCAGCAACCCGCGUCGUCCUAAAGGCUCUUAACCAGCGUCUGGGACUCGCCCGGCGUUUCUUCCGGCUAUUCCGAUUUUUGGAUUCCUUCAACGCGGCGCAGAAGCUCUCCUCCAAGCUUUCCACCGCCCAGGGCGAGAAAGGAGCCGCGCCGCGCGGAUUCCUAGCCCAGGUGCACCCAUGGAUUGACGUCUUCUCAAAGACAUUCAUGGGUAUGUACUUACUACUAGAAGCCAGCACGAUGGUAGACGCGCUGCAAGUUCCUGGGCUAGCAAUAUGGACAGCCGAGCGGGAACGCACUAUUACCGUCGAGGGCCAGAGGUUCUGGCUGUUUUCUCUAGUCUGUAGCGCCGUGUACAACGUCCUGGAAAUAUCCUUCACGCUCUUUUCUGCGCCGCCCGCCCCAACUGAAAAGGCAGCCUCUUCCGAGAAAAAAGUGGCAAGUCGGGAAAAGCGCAAGCAGGAGCCGAAGCAGGAGAUCACGACUAAGGUGUACAAGCUAGGUCGCGGUGCCACGGCUAGCAUUCUCGACAUCGUCCUCCCGGGCAGUGUGGUUGGCUGGGUUAAAGCCGACCCCGGUACCGUCGGUCUAGCUAUGUUCGUAACGACGAUCUUGACAAGUAUGGAUGUGUGGGAGAGGUGCGGACGAGAAGUCGCGGGGGGGUAA